This is a messenger RNA of Acanthosepion pharaonis, 1452 nucleotides long. The record is from the annotation of a GenBank genome assembly. NCBI's taxonomy places the organism in Eukaryota, Metazoa, Mollusca, Cephalopoda, Sepiida, Sepiidae.
AUGUUUUUUAUCUCUUUUCUUCCGCCAUUUUAUUUUUCUAUUUUUGUUCUUCGUCGCUCUUUCUCCGUUGCUUCUUUUGUUUCUUUUUCUACCAUUUUGUUUGCUUUUUUUCCCCGCUUCUUUGUUCCACUUUUCCCUCUUUUCUUUCUUCUUCCGCCAUUUUCUUCCUCUUCCCUUUAUUUUUCUCUACUUCUGCCUUUCUAUCUCUCACGUUACUUUCUUCAAUCUUUAUUUUCUGUAAUUCAUUUAUUCUUUCACUUCUUCACUUUUUCUUUCUUUCUUUCUCCCCUUUUCAUCUUUUUCUUCUUCACAUUUCUUUUUUUCUUUCUUUCUUUUUCUUCUUUCAUUCUUUCAAUUCUUCUUCACUCUUUCUUUCUAUUUUUCUUUCGUUCUUUCUUUCUCCACUUUUCUUUGUCUUAUACACACUUUUUUCUUCCUUUCUUUCCUCUGGUCAGCCUACUUUUUUUCUUUCUUUCUUUCUUUCUUUCUUUCUUUCUUUCUCGGUUUUUCUUUCUUUUUACGCUUUCACUCUUUUUUACUUUCUUUCUUUGUUCUUCUUUCUUUAUUUCCUUCGCUGGACAGCCUACUUUCUAUUUUGUUAUUGUUUUUUCUAUCUAUCUAUCUAUCUAUCUAUCUGUUCAGGUUGAGAGAAUGAAACUGGAAUUAAAAAGUUUAGACGAUCAACUGAACAUAGAAACUGAAGAACUGAGGAUCGAGAAAGAGAGGAGAUCAAGUGAUUCGACGAAAUUACAACAGAAAAUAAAUAAAAUGAUUAGCGAUUUCUCGGACGCCAAACUGUCACUCGAGUUGGAAAUUAUUGCUUAUAAAAAACUCCUGGAAAGUGAAGAGAACAGAUUCGCGAAAGUAUCUCAGGCCAAAGAAGAAGAGAGCAAUUCUAGCUCAAGAGUUGAAUCAUCCCAAGUUACUGAGUCUGUCUCUUCAUAUCUAUCACAGUCUCUUCAUAUCUCUCUAGCUACCAAAGUCUCUUCAUAUCUAUCUAUCUAUCUAUCUAUCUAUCUAUCUAUUUAUUUCGAUAUGUUUAUAUCUAUCUUUCACAGUCACUUCAUAUCUAAGUCUCGUCAUAUCUAUCUAUUUCAGUCAGUUUAUAUCUAUUUAUCUAUCUCAGUCUCUUCAUAUCUAUCACAGUCUUUUCAUAGCUAUUUAUCUAUCAGUCUGUUCAUAUCUAUUUCAGUCUCUUUGUAUCUAUCUAUCUAUCUCAAUCUUCUCGUCAUAUCUAUCUAUCUUCCUAUUUCAAUCUGUUUAUAUCUAUCUAUCUCAGUCUCUUCAUAUCUGUCACAGUCUCUUCAUAUCUAUCUAUCUAUCUAUCUAUCUAUCUAUCUAUCUAUCUGUCUGUCUGUCUCUUUUCCUAUCUCUGUAUCUAUCUAUUACUGUCAGUCUCCAUCAGAAAACCUACCCUGUAGGUUCGAUGUUAGUCUUUCGUUAUAUGACUAA